Messenger RNA from Monopterus albus (swamp eel), 3085 nucleotides. RefSeq names its product RAD23 homolog A, nucleotide excision repair protein a (gene rad23aa). Gene Ontology annotation, biological process: nucleotide-excision repair; proteasome-mediated ubiquitin-dependent protein catabolic process. The record is from RefSeq and is a predicted model, not a curated record. NCBI's taxonomy places the organism in Eukaryota, Metazoa, Chordata, Actinopteri, Synbranchiformes, Synbranchidae. Gene Ontology annotation, cellular component: cytosol; nucleoplasm. Gene Ontology annotation, molecular function: damaged DNA binding; ubiquitin binding; proteasome binding.
CUUGCCAUAGUCGCGUUGUCCCGCACGAGAUCUCGUUCCUUUCAGCGAGCUCUUCUCGCCGCACCACAAGCUUGUCACCAAAGAUGGCGAUUUGCUGAGGUCUCAUGGAUACACAUAUUUCUCGACUAGUUGUUGAAACGCCGACUUUAACAACAAAUUAACUGCUUAGAAAGCACAUUUUUCUCCUUUUGAAGCACAUCUGACAUAACGUCAGCCACCGCUACCAUGCAGAUUACACUUAAAACACUGCAACAGCAGACUAUUCAGAUUGAGAUAGACCCCGAACAAACGGUGAAGGCCUUGAAAGAGAAGAUAGAAGCAGAAAGAGGAAAAGACAACUUUCCUGUAUCUGGACAGAAACUGAUAUACGCUGGAAAAAUCCUGCAAGAUGACACACCUAUAAAGGACUACAAAAUUGAUGAGAAGAAUUUUGUUGUAGUGAUGGUGUCCAAGGCUAAGCCUGCAGCUGCCACUUCACCCCCAGUCUCAGAAGCACCCAAGCCCCCUAUACAGGACUCUGGCUCCAUGCCAACAGCUGCCCCGGCCACAACCCCAACUUCAGCUCCAGCUCCAGCCCCAGCCCCAGCCCCCGCCCCAGUCUCAGCAACUACCCCAGUUCCUCCAGAGGAGGCCAAAGAAGAGCCAAGUCCUGCAACCACAGAACAACAACCAGCCAGCUCCAGUGGCGGUAGCCAGGGCUUGGAUGCCUCCUCAACACUUGUGACUGGAGCAGAGUACGAGGUGAUGCUGACAGAGAUCAUGUCAAUGGGCUACGAAAGGGAGCGAGUGGUGGCUGCACUACGCGCCAGUUUCAACAACCCUCACAGAGCCGUGGAGUACCUUCUCACCGGGAUCCCCAGCAGCCCAGUCCAGGAGAGUAAUCCUCCAGCACAGGCCCCCACAUCUGGACCCACAGAAGCGCCAUCUUUAGCAGAGGGAGACAACCCACUGGCCUUCCUGCGGACCCAGCCCCAGUUUCUGCACAUGAGACAGGCCAUCCAGCAGAAUCCUGCUCUGCUACCAGCUCUUCUCCAGCAACUAGGCAGGGAGAAUCCACAGCUUCUACAGCAAAUCAGUCAGCAUCAGGAGCUCUUUAUCCAGAUGCUGAAUGAGCCAGUGGGGGAGGGGGGAGAAGCACCAGAGGCUGGGGGGGUGGGGGCAGCAGGGGAGGAGGGGGGGGAGGAGGGCGCACCUGUCAACUAUAUCCAGGUUACACCUCAGGAGAAGGAAGCCAUCGAAAGGUUAAAAGCGUUGGGUUUCCCUGAGGCUCUGGUGAUCCAGGCCUACUUUGCCUGUGAGAAGAAUGAGAACCUGGCAGCCAACUUUCUCCUCAACCAGGGACUGGAGGAUGACUGAACAGCGAUCUCUGCCUUCCUGCUCCUCCCUCCUACCCUUCCCCUCUUCAGCUCAGCAUACAGACUGCACCCCCAAUUUUACUGUACAGCUAACCAACCUCAGCUCAACCCAACAGGAGGGGAGGAGAGGGGAGAGCCAGCGGUGGGAUAGAAAGGGGAGACGGGGGUGGGUUAGGUCAUGUGCGGGGUUGCACGCUCAAGUACACCAAGUGGAGGUUGUGUGCAGGAAGGUCAGACUCGGAUCAUCGGAGGUCGGGGUGAAAAAAGUGCGGCAGAAUUCUAAUAUCCACAUGAAUUCCAAUGGAAUGUUCGGGGUUUGUCUAGGGGAGAUCUAUCAUUUGAUUUUAGACGCGCUUUGUGAACACUGGGGAGGGGAGCGACUGGGGGUGAAGGGUUUGCGAUGAGAGUGUGUGUUUGCCUGUUUGAGUUACAUGUGUGUGCCUGUGCAGAUGGAUGCGAUACAGUUAAGCUGAAAAAGUAAUCAAUUUGCAUUCUCUAAGUUUGUUAAUGCUGUAGCUGGAUUGUACGGAAGCACAUCCUCCUUGCUGCACUCGGACAAUGUUAACAGUGCGUGUAACUGCUAGUGUGUACCUCUGUAAGCCUCGUGUGUACAUCCCAGAAUGAAAUCGGCACAGAUGGACUGGAGCAUGGCCUCUGUAUGUGUCUGACAUGAUGUUGCUGUGGUCUGUCAGUCUGUUCUGUUCACUUCAUACCACCUCUCAUCUGUUCCUGCCAGUCAGAUCCCCUGCACAUGCUGUGCCUGCCUAUUUAAGUUGUCUCAAAUGUGGAACUAUUCGGUCUGUGCUGGUAGCUUCAGGUGCUAAUUAAUGCUGCCAAGAAAAAAAAUGUAAUUAUUAGUAUUUAAUUAUUAGUAUUUGCAGAUACAGUAGCAGGUAUGUUCAGAGCUCUAUUACUGAUCAGCACUAUGCUACCCAACCCCCAGUUAAUCAUAAGCAGGACCUUUUUACUAACAACAGUCCACAUUCUUUCUUGUAUAGCUCCUUUAGUUUGCCAAGGGUCGACUCACUUUAAGUGGGAAGACAUUUCUUUAACUAUUUCACCAAAACAAUUAAAAGGCCACACUUGAAAUCUUAGAUGUUGUAUGCAAUCAUUCCCCCUCCGACCCGCAGCUAAAUCGACAGGUUCUGCUUGUUAAGGUCUAAACUGCCUGGCAUGUGGUUUUAACAGUGCCGCAGGACCAUGCAUUUCUUCUUCUGGUCAAUUAUAACGGUCCCAAAAAUGGAUAUAUAACAAUAUACUGUUACUAUCAUAAUUGCACUGACUUGUCCCGCACGUCUAGCAAAGCAUAUUUCUUGCCUUCAGAAAACUUGAGGGAAAGAACCUCGACUAUCUACCGUUUCUUAUAGAAUAAACGCAUUGUACCUUAAUCUUCCCAACCAGAGGUAAGUCAUAGCUGGAAAAUUAAACUUUUUGAAUUGAUUAAAUCAGAGAUCUAACAAAGCCUAGAUUCAAUUCUGAAUGAUAGAUUGACGAUUAACUUUCCUGCGACUGUCUAAACCUUCUGGCACUCCAUGUGCUGCCUUGCCUUAAAUGGCUAAUGCUGCCAUUUGGGCUCAAUUUUAGAUAAGUGUGGAUAUACUGUUAACAGGUAGUUGGCCUUCAUAGUCUCAUGGGCAGAUUACUGAAUUGGCCUGAUGGGCUAAAACUGUAUAAAGAGACUAUUUAUUGUUGGAACUGGCAUAAAAUAGAGCAGCGUGCCUACAAGGAGA